This is a messenger RNA of Leguminivora glycinivorella, 5991 nucleotides long. RefSeq names its product anoctamin-1 (gene subdued). Gene Ontology annotation, biological process: chloride transmembrane transport. Gene Ontology annotation, cellular component: plasma membrane. Gene Ontology annotation, molecular function: protein dimerization activity; chloride channel activity. The transcript is spliced from 21 exons. The record is from RefSeq and is a predicted model, not a curated record. NCBI's taxonomy places the organism in Eukaryota, Metazoa, Arthropoda, Insecta, Lepidoptera, Tortricidae. The coding region runs from base 271 to 3474 and encodes 1067 amino acids.
UUAAGUCUAUUGUAUAUAAUUAUAAUAUAAUAUUAUUUUUUGCUUUUCUAUAACUUUUCUUUUGUUAAUUGUUGUGGGUUUCCCGGUUUUUAUCAUAAUACUUAUACAGUGUUAAAUUACUUUAUUAUAUUAAGAUUUAUAUUUAGAAAUCACACAAUUUCACAACAUUCAGUGACUAAUCUCCGAAAGCCAUCAGUUCUAUAAGGACAUGACCGUUUCCUUAUAAGUCUUUAACAAGUCGGAAGUAUCGAAGUUCAGGAAUCAUAUGUGAUGUCCGACGGCGACCCAUCCCUCGAAGAAGAUAUACCGCGGCCUUUACUAGAGAAAGUUGAGGAUAAUGUUUUUACGCCAAAGAUAGCGACUCCUAUUUAUGCAGGCAGCGUGAAGUUGCACCACAAGAGGUCGGACGCGGCGGAGACGGAGGCUUUCCUGACGGACUCGCAGCGCAAUGACCUCGCGCUCCAGCUCCUACUGCAGGAUGGAGAUGGAGACUUUAACCAAAAGGAGAAGGAAACGCAACAGAAGAUGGGUGACCUGCGCGCGAUGUCGGUGCUCAGCACCUACGGGGACAACAUGUCACAGGACAUGAACACCGACCGAGACAACGGUAGCGAAGCGUCCACCCGCGCCGCGGAAGACUGUGCGUGCGGCGAGCCCGCUCUGCCCGAGCCCGACGCGCCCGCCACUGGCAAUGGCAAACACGCUGCCAACCAUUGCUCCAUCGUGAUGGGUGGUAUACAGAACAACCCGUCCCUGACGUUCAACGACCACGUGCGGUCGGUGGACUUCGUGCUGGUGUGGGAGGCGGCUAAGGAGGACGCGCGCCCCGAGGCGUUCGAGCAGCGCCGCAUCUUCCAGCAGAACCUGGAGAAUGAGGGCCUGCAGCUGGAGUCUGAGGCGCCGGCCAACUUGCACGGCCUACAUUUCAUUAAGAUCCACGCGCCCCUUUCUGUGUUAAGGGAUUAUAGCGAAAUAUUAAAACUCCGAAUGCCAAUGAAGGAAUGCAGUAAGAUACGAAAAGGUGGGAAGACGAAUGCGAUACUGAAUGCUGCAAUGUAUAUGUCUAAGUUUUCAGCUCUGAAGGAUGUGUCGGAGAAGACAAAUAUCUUUGUAGACCGCAUAGAGGCGGGGUGGAACCGCGUCAUGUCAAAGAUUCGCGUGGACCCCGUCAAGUUCCCGGAGCGGAAGCACCGCCUCACCGCUAUAUACUCUAAGGACAAAGAAUAUCUUUUCGACACGUCGGCGGAGUGUUUCUGGACGCCGUCGAUCCGGUCGCGCAUCGUGCAGUUCAUCCUGGACCGCAAGCGCUUCUCGGAGGCCGAGAACGACGAGUUCGCCUUCGGCAUCACCAGGCUCAUCACCAACGGCACCUACAGCGCCGCCUAUCCGUUACACGAUGGUGACCUGAAGACGCCGGGAUCCAUGCGGCACCUGCUCUACACGGAAUGGGCGAGCGUCUCCAAAUGUCUCAAAUAUCAACCUUUAGAUUACGUAAAAGACUAUUUCGGUGUCAAAAUAGGGCUGUACUUCGCGUGGCUCGGCUUCUACACCAACAUGCUGAUCCCGGCAUCCCUCGUGGGACUCAUUUGCUUCAUAUACUCCGUUGCUACAGUGUUCCAAAACAGUCCGAGCGAGCAAGUGUGCAACUACACGUCGUCGGUGAAGAUGUGCCCGCAGUGCGACUACUACUGCGACUACUGGGACCUGCGCCACACGUGCCUGCAGGCAAGGAUCACCUACCUCUUCGAUAACCCUACCACUGUGUUUUUCGCCAUCUUCAUGAGUUUUUGGGGGGCGUGUUUCCUGGAGCUGUGGAAGCGCUACUCGGCGGAGAUGACGCACCGCUGGGACCUCACCGGCUUCGACGUGUACGAGGAGCACCCGCGCCCGCAGUACCUCGCGCGCCUCGCGCACGUCAAGCGCACGCAGCUGAACGUGGUGACGGGGCAGCGCGAGCCGAUGGUACCGUUCUGGCGCAUGCGGCUGCCCGCGACGCUGAUGUCGUUCAGCGUGGUGGCGCUGCUGGUGCUGCUGGCGCUGGCGGCCGUGCUGGGCGUGGUGCUCUACCGCAUGUCGCUGCUCGGCGCCAUCGCGCUGCGCCACCACGACAACGCGCUCAUCACGCACAACCCUAUCAUGUUCACCACCGCCACCGCCGCCUGCAUCAACUUGUUCCUUAUAUGCAUUUUUAAUUAUAUUUACCAAUGCCUGGCGGAGUGGCUGACGGAGAAGGAGCUGCUGCGCACGCAGACGGAGUUCGACGACUCGCUGACGCUCAAGAUCUACCUGCUGCAGUUCGUCAACUACUACGCGUCCAUCUUCUACAUCGCCUUCUUCAAGGGCAAGUUCAUCGGCCGCCCCGGCGCCUACAACCGCUUCUUCGAGCAGCGCCAGGAGGAGUGCUCGCCCGGCGGCUGCCUGCUGGAGCUGUCCAUCCAGCUGGCCAUCAUCAUGGUGGGCAAGCAGUUCAUCAACACCGUCGUGGAGAUGCUCAUGCCCUACCUGCUCAAGUGGUGGUACAUCAUCCGCACCAUCGGGAGGAGAAACCAAAUUAAAAGUCCAUUGCAGUGGGUGAAAGAUUUCAAACUAGUCGAUUUCGGUAACAUGGGUCUAUUUCCUGAAUAUUUAGAAAUGGUGUUGCAGUAUGGGUUCGUGACGAUCUUCGUGGCGGCGUUCCCGCUGGCGCCGCUGUUCGCGCUCAUCAACAACGUGCUGGAGAUGCGGCUGGACGCCAAGAAGUUCCUGUCGUGCUACCGGCGGCCCGUGCCGCAGCGCGUCAACGACAUCGGCGUCUGGUACCGCAUCCUCGACUCCAUCGGGAAACUCAGCAUCAUCACUAACGGUUUCAUAAUCGCGUUCACGUCGGACUUCAUCCCACGGCUCGUGUACCAGUUUGUAAACGGGGGAUCGCUGGAGAACUACGUGAAGCACACGCUGGCCGAGUUCAACGUCACCGUGCUCGAGCACGUGCCCGAGAACGCCCGGAACAGCUACAAUGAGUCUACGUGCAGUUUCCCCGGCUACUGGCACUCAGGCGACGACCACAACUACGAGCGCAGCAACCUCUACUGGCACAACAUGGGCGCCAGACUCGCCUUUGUCGUCGUUUUUGAGAACGUAGUGGCGCUGGUGAUGAUAAUAGUGCGGUGGGCGAUCCCGGACAUGUCGGGCGACCUGCGCGACCGCAUCCGGCGCGAGGCCUACGUCAUCAACAGCUUCAUCCUCGAGGAGACGCGCGCGCGCUCGCUGCCGGGGCGCGCCUCCGCCGCGCCCGCGCCCGCGCCCGCGCCCGAGCUCGCGCCCGGCGACGCCUGCGCCAAGCCCCCAGAUGAGGGCGAGCCGACGUGGAACCACCUGCUGUCCUCCUCGCUGUCCGGCUCGGACUUCGACCUGGCGGCGCACGGCGACCACCACGCGCUGCGCACCAUCACGCAGGCGCCGCCCGCCGACCACCCUCCGCCCGCCCACGUCUAGUCCACCAACCACACAGGAUAGCGUAACGACUCACUGGAGGCCGUUUAUUAUCUUUUUACGGUCAACUCCACUGAGCUAGAACAUAGAUUUGACAUACAAGCGGUCGCCACGUCAAGCACGAGGACAUGCUGACCGUGCUACAACAACUGACAAGUGCAAAACGUGUAGUAAUCCUAACCGAAGCUAAAAAAUACGUGUUUGUUAUUUUUGGAGGACAGUUUUGUACCUUUCCUUGUAAGGUAUAUUUAUGAAUAACUGGAAUUUAACACACAGCGAGGCACGUCUCGAGGCAAUGUCUUGGCGCGGCAAACUGCUAAUGCAGUCAUGCCUCAGCCUAAUUUGACGUUCUAAUUUGACGUCUAAUUUGACGUUCGACGCGCGAGCAACUUGCGCGAGCAACUCUGCCUAUGAAGUAGAAUCAUAAGUUAGUACACUUUUCUACUACCACUACUUAUAAUCAUUUACAUCAUGAUGCAACUAGAGGCUGAUUCAACAACUACUCAGUAAUUUUGGCCAUCCGUUACACACAAUGUACUUGUCGUUUCUCGUUUCUUAUUUAACUGCCCUAGGUUGUAACAUAAUAUCUAUAGUAUCUGUCGAUGACGAAAAGCAAUUAGCAAUACCAGAAUCUCGAAACAAAAAUAACUAAACAUAUUCGCAUUAGCGUUAUUAUUUGUAAAUAUACCUUCGUUUUCUAUUUGUGUAGUUUAUCAAAGUCAUGUAAUGUAAUGUUAAUGAAAAUAUGAAUUUAUUAUUUAUUUUCGCCAAAGAAAUGCAUAUAACGAGGCAUAAGAGUUUGAUACCUAUUAACUUUAGUAUCUUUAUAAAAGAACCCAAACAUAUAACUUGAGUCUCGAAAUGUUUUCUCUCUUAGUCUUGCUCGAAGCGGAGGAUAUAAUAUAUGUAAUACAUAAUUAUGUUAUAUUGUUGUAUAUUAUUGUCUUUAUAUUGUACAAAUCAAGCCUUGUGUAUGUAUGUAUUAACCCGUCGUCUGUUUCUGUCAAAAAAUUGUCAUAAAAUAAUUAAUGUUGAUAUAUUUUUUUAAAGUCCAACGCCUUAUGUUAGGAUCCUUAUCAAACACAGACGAAGGUUAAUCAUAAUUUUGAAUAUUGGUGCAAUUAUAGACUGUAUCGCAUUUAUACUCUUGUUGUGAUCCGUGGUAGUUAUGUUCCUGAAUGCUAAUCCAAUGUCGAGGCCAAUAAUAACGGUAAUCAAGAGAUUUUAGACAAAUGUCGUAGACUAUUGAACCACUGAAUGUGAUAAAGUGGCAUAUCACGAGCGAGGCCGCCUUCGUUUACAACAGCUUAUGUUGGUUUACUUUCUGUAUAAUUACUAAGGUGAACCAUAAAAGCACCCAAACCUAUACACCCUUGUUAUUAUUUUGUACCUAUGCACAAAAUUGAAACAAAGACUAAAAUGAAUCUCAAUGGUUUUGAAGUAUCUAUUUACAAUUUAUAAUGCAGAUAAUAGAUUAUACAUAAUGUUAUAUUAGUUACUUAAUUACUAGUUUAUCACGAAUUACGUGAUAUACAUAUGUAGCAUGGAUUUAUGCGUUAUUUCUUGACGUGAACUAUAGGCACCACAAGGCUAGUAAUGCAUAGUAUAUUACAAAGUAACCGGUGGCAGAUUUCUGUUUUUAACUUAGAAUAAAAAAAUAACGGCUUAAGCUAGAAACUUUAGUAAUAUCUGAAAACAGAUAACAAAUACGGAUUUAUUUAUUUAAAAAUACACACUCCUCGAAACGGAGCCUCGUGUUUUAUAUCAUUCGCCGCAGCAUAUCCUGCCUAGUUUUGCUGAUUUCAUUAGCGAUGUUUAUUUUAAAACAUCUAUAGAUCGUGGGUUGCCAUUAUUAUAAACUCUGCUUUUGAGAUACCCCCAUAGAGAAAAAUCCAUAAGGGUUAAAUCAGGCGAUCUCGGCGGCCACGGCGGCGGCUCGGAUUUCUCCAAAGCGGCUUAUCAAUUUUCCAGGGAAAUACUCGCGAAGAACAUUCAUUGACACUGGCCGGGUGGGGUGUAGCACCAUCCUACUGAAACCAGGUGUGUGAUGAGUAAGACGGAUAGUCUUGCAAAUUAGGCAAAAAGUAAUCCACUAUUAUCUGUCUGUAGUUGUCACUAUUCACAUUAACUAUCUGAUCCUUUGCAUUUUCAAAAAAAAUACGGCCCAAUAAUUCCAUUUCACGGAUAAGGCACACCAAACUAACUCUGGCACAAUGUAAAGGCCUUUUGUGUUUUCACCGGGGAUUAGACGAUCGCGGGGCCCAGUAGCGACAAUUUGGCUUGUUCACAUGACCACUCAUGUGAAAAUGGGCCUUGUCACUUACACAACGAAUAUUGAAAUGUAAACAAAAUUAUUAUUAAUAACUAACCAAUCAUUCGCUUUAAAAAAUGCUUCAAUUGCAUAAGAACGGUGGUGUUCUGACCACUGAGACAUGUUGAAAACAAAAUCCGCAAUAUUCAGCAAUGCAUUCCCAAAUGUUAGAAACAAAGUUUUUUUAAAAUUUUACAAUUGAAAAUGGA